CAUAUAAUUGACUUGGAGUUUGCCUUGAAGACUUACUCAGCAUAUAAAUUGGGCAGAGAAGAAAGGCAAUACCACAAUCAUCCUGCAAUCAGUUCUUGUUCUUAAACACUGCUGUCAACCAUUUUCUAAAGCUCAAAAUAAUGGCUGAUGCGCUCAUUUCCGUGCUGCUAGAACGGUUGGCCUCGACAACCUAUGAAUACAUAGGAGGAGAGCUGAAACAUGUUUUGAACGUUAAGGAAGAUGUUGAGAAAUUCACUGCGACUCUCGAAGUUAUUCAAGCUGUGCUUGAGGAUGCAGAGCAAAGGCAAGUGACGGAGGCAAGUGUCAAAAUCUGGUUGGAUAAGCUGAAAGAUAUAUCCUACCAUAUGGUGGAUGUGUUGGAUGAGUGGAACACAGACAUUCUCAAACAACAGGUUGAGAAGCAAGAAAGAAGGUGAUCCAAAUGCUCUUGUUACAAAGAAGAAGGUACGUUUCUCUAGUUUAUCCAGUUGCUUUUGUUUUGGCAAAGCCAGUCGGGUGAUUCUUCACCGUGACAUUGCUCUGAAAAUAAAAUAUCUGAAUGAUAAGUUAACUGAGAUUUAUGAGGAAAGAAAAAAGUACCAGUUUCUAUUGAAAGAAUUAGGCGUUCAACCUCAACAACCUCAACGACCUCAAACUGCACCUUAUGUCAACAUGUCUGAGAUAUUUGGUCGCGAAAAGGAACAGGAUAUUUUGAUAACAAAGUUGUUGGGUGAUAGUAGUGAAGAAGAAAAGAGGCACCUUAUCAUCCCUAUUGUAGGGAUGGGAGGCAUAGGAAAAACAACUUUAACCCAACUAGCCUAUAAUGAUGACCGAGUCAAAACCCAUUUUCAUAUGAGGCAAUGGGUUUGUGUUUCAGACCCUUUUGAUGAGAUUAAGAUCGCCAAAGCCAUUAGUGGCGAUGACGCCCCAAAUUCAAAUGAAUGGGGUGAGGUCUUGCAAAGUAUGUCUAGAUCCAUCCAGGGCAAAAGAUUUCUCCUAGUCCUGGAUGAUGUAUGGACCAAUGAUCCUAAAAAGUGGGAACAAUUAAAAGUACCAUUAAUCCAAAGUGGGGCUAAAGGCAGCAGAAUACUGGUGACCACAAGAAAACUAGAGGUUGCUAAUAUGAUGAGAGCAACAAGAAACAUGAUCAAUCUGCAAGAGUUGAGUGAUGAAUAUUGUUUGUCAAUCUUCAAUCACAUGGCCUUUCCAGAUGGGGAUGUACAAGAGUUCGGAGAUAUUAGUAAGGAAAUUGUAAAGAAGUGUAAAGGUUUGCCUCUUGCUGCAAAGACUUUAGGUAGUCUCAUGCAGAAUAAGACAAAAAUGGGAGAAUGGAAAGAAGUUUUGAAUAGUAAGAUAUGGGAUCUAGAGAAGGUCGAGCAAGAAGUUUUCCAACCCUUAUUCCUAAGUUAUUAUGAUUUGUCCCCAACAAUUAAAUCUUGCCUUUUAUAUUGUGCUAUUUUUCCUAAAGAUCAUAUGUUUCGCUGAGAUGAGUUGAUUAGACUCUGGACAGCACAAGACUAUAUUAUUUCGAAAGGGAAUAAAGGAAAGGAAAUAAUGGGUGAAGCAUGUUUUGACAACUUAGUAGCGCGAUCAUUUUUCCAAGAUUUUAAGAAACAUCGAGAAAAUGGUACGAUUUCAAGUUGUAAAAUGCAUGAUAUUGUCCACGACUUCGUUCAAUUUCUCACCAAGAACGAGUGUUUGAUUAUGGAUCACUCUGAGGGUGCUAUCAGAGAAUCAAAGGUAUUGGAUGAUAAGAUACGCCAUUUGACCUUAAGAUAUGUUCCCGAAGGUCCACUUGCAAUUUCUAUCGCAUCCUACAAUUUCAAAUAUCUUCGCACACUGGCAAUUUUUUUUUUUUUUUUUGGUCUGAAAUAUAGAAAUUUCAUAAAAAGGCAAACAGCCAAGAGAAGUACACAACCUAUAAAGCAGCUAGGCACAACGAAACAACAAGAAAUAAAACAUCACAGCUGCAUGGAAGGAGGACUAAUAAGAAGACGUAGUCAUAAGACAACCGGAUACGUCAAGAAGCCCACACAUCCGCAAACAUUAAGCACUCCUUGGGGGGCAUGGUAAACCAUCUUUGUUCAGGAUAUGCAUUAGAGAGGAUGGGGGUCGAUUGACCCAUACUUCCGGGCUCAUCCUCGAAAUGGCAAGCAUUGCCAAAUGAUCUGCCGCUUGGUUGGCGGUUCUAGGAAUCCACGUCCAAACGUAGGUCUGGAAGCAGUUCAAAACAUCUCGAACAGUACUUAGGAUAGGAUAGAUUUCCCACCUUCCAUUGGAUAAGGGCCCUUCAAAGGAGAGAUGAUUUCCUUGCAAUCAGAUUCAAAAGUUACUUGAUGAAAACCCAUCUCAGCAGCGAGCUUACAGCCCUCAAGACAAGCCUGUGCCUCAGCCUCAAUAGCAGAGUUCGCCACAGAUGGGAUGGAUGAACCCUUGAUAAAGUCUCCAUGAGUGUUCCUAAUUAGGAUACCAAUGCCAACCCUCUUUGAGUUUGGAUUCC
Messenger RNA from Prunus dulcis (almond), 2500 nucleotides. Its product is annotated as putative disease resistance protein RGA3. The coding region runs from base 373 to 1485 and encodes 370 amino acids. Gene Ontology annotation, biological process: defense response to other organism. The transcript has a single exon. NCBI's taxonomy places the organism in Eukaryota, Viridiplantae, Streptophyta, Magnoliopsida, Rosales, Rosaceae. Gene Ontology annotation, molecular function: ADP binding. The record is from RefSeq and is a predicted model, not a curated record.